GGUAAUCUGCAGUCUCGGCUUUACAGUAGACGGUACACAUAACACAAGCUCGCUCGGUUAAAUCAGUUCCGGGCUUCGCGUGCACCAACUCUGUAGUGUUGGGACAGGAGUCUCCGACAGGAUCUUUGAUUGAGCUGAGUGACAUGCGGUGCCGGAGCACCCGGUCAGUUGCAGAAUACAUGGUCUCUGUCCAGAAGAUGCUGCUGAGAAUCCUCUGCCAAUAUCAAACUUUGCACUGGAUUCUUGUAACAGCCUUCAACUGAGUGAUGACGCCUCUCAAAACAUCGUCAGUCAGCACGGACAAUAUUUCAAGUCUCAAAUCUCUCAGAGAUUAGGAGAAACGUUCCCGGGGUACUAUUUUCAUGUGAAUAUCCCGCUUUUCGAAUGCCCUCGGCGGAGCGAUUGUCGCAACCUCCUUCUGCCACUGAUUGUACCUGAUCAUGGGAAGAGUCAAUCCCGUUGAAGAGGUCAACCAUGUCAAGAGGAGAGGCCAAUCAUCGAGUCGUGGUUCUUUGACCCACAUGAUGAGCACUUACAACCAGCACGGAGCCGAUAAUUUAGGGAUCUGGCUGACGAAUGCCAAGGAAGCAGCCGCAAAAAUUCGUGAAGCAACGAACAGGAAGAGGCAAGAAAAGAAAGAAAAGUACGUUCAAUUUGUGAAGGACAUGCACCAGCGAUUGGCGGAGUCCUCGAAAAAGAUGAGGGUUGCGUCAGGACGAAUCCCACCCGCAAAGACAUCUUAUACGGUUCAGGCUGCGAGGAAUCGAAUCAAGAUACCGAGGCUCAAUGUCGCUGAGGACACGGAGGAUAUGCUGAAGCAAGUUUGUGUGCUCUUCUUACUCCAGUUUCCAACUUGUCUAAACAAUGAAGUACGAUGUCUCUAGCUUCUUAGCCAUGGUCCGAGCCCUAAAAUCACCACAAUGAGUUCUACCUUCAGGUAUCACCAUUCAAAAUGUUGACAUGUAAUACUUUUGAUGGCCGCUCUCUUCAUACGUUCUUUCGGGAUCUGAUCGCUGCUCAGCCUCCCUAAUCAGCAGGCCUCGAGGAUGGAGGAUGUCAGGAGCUUCCUUGAGAGCCAACUUCGGAAGAAAACAAAAACUUCUUCAACAACGACAAGGCUCCGAGAUGUGAAGUACAGAGAAUGUAUGAUACAUGCAACGAAAACCCAGAAUGAAGAACCGCCGUUGCAGCGCGCAGUGAAAAGGUCAUGGGACAGGCCUUCUGCUACCAUGGACAAUGAGGAAUUAGGACUGUCACCAAUUGUGAAACCCUUCCUAGUUAUGCUUCCUACAACACCCGUCGCCCAGAAGCCUGAGCUGGUGAAGUCUGAACCGUGUACUCCUCGGGCUUUGGACGGUUGGAACAUACCCACAUCGUUUUCUGCACUGGACAUGAGAUGUGUAGAAGAGUUUCUUGACACUGCAUUGGAAGCAUCUCCAAAACCAGAACCAGAACCAGCACUGCUCAACUCCAAAGGUCCCCCGCUGGACUUACCAACACACAACGACCACCCUGAUGUUCAGAAACCGGAAACCUUGGCCCAGAAACUCUCUGCAGAAAGGAAGUUGCAAACGAAUGCCAGAUUGUUACGCCGUGCAGUUUCGUCAGAUCCAAGUACGAAAGGCUGUGAGCGUCUUAGGUCGAAGAGUAACGCAGAAAAUGAAAGUCUUGAUAAAAGAGUUCGGUCUCAAAACUGCAAUGGUACGAUGUCAUUAGUACCAUCACCGACCGCUAGUAAUCUGAAUAGGAGUGAUGCUGAAUGUACACAACACUCGUCUGACGAUCUUGUUCACUGCCCAAGACUUCGUAUAGAAGAUGGAGUCACGACAUGCUCCAUGGGUGUUGUUGUUUUGAGAGGCCGUCACGAGUAUGAAGUUCGAGGACAGGCACAGCAGUACUUUUCAGAUGUAUGGAAAUGUGCUAUGCUUGCGGAAAGACGAUGUGCCAGUGAACGGGCGCACUUGUUGUUUGAAGCGAAGAAGAAAAGAUUGGAGCAGCUCCAGAUUGAGAAGCAGCAAAGCUCAAUUUUACUAAGGCAAAGGGCUUUACAGAAGCAGCGAAUUGCGGUGCAGACCCAUCUAGAGUUAGUGGCAGAGUUGAAAGCAAGGAGAGAGGGUGUCAUCAUGCGUAACAGAGUUCUUGAGAAAAAAAGGUUUGCAAAUGCUCUACGAGCUAUAAGAGUAGAAAAAUUGCAAGGAUAUGGCUUGCAAAUUCCGCCAUUAUGUGACUGCAAUCAUGGAGAAGACCCUAUGAAUUUUCAAUAUAUAAAAAAAUGUCACCGUGAUUGUAGAUUGCACAACAAUUUUGCAGACUACACUCUCCAACUAGAAAGUACUUUGCAACAUCUCCUGGACGAAUUAACUUACGGGUUAAGAACACAGAAUAAAUAGAAAAGUAACAAUCAGGCACAGGUAGACUUGUAACUGGGCUACUGCAUAAGUCAUACCUAUACUGCCUCGCACAAACUUCAUGUGAGCAUCAGAGACAAAUCUCCGUGUGAAGUUCAUGUAUGAAAAUGGUUGUAUUACUGUACAAAUUUCGAUCCUAAUGUAAUUUACAACUCCCCGGUCCUAAGUUCUGGUGGAAGGCUCAUGUGAGGAUUUGAACCCAUGCACCAAUUCCCCAAGUCUUCGAGUAAAAUCCCUAUCACUUUGAAGGACCUCAAAACAUACUCCAAAACUCCAGGGUUCUUAUACUUACCAAACCGCCAGUCUUUAUCUGCAAUCUUGCGCGUUGCAGGUACAUCAAGGCUC
Marchantia polymorpha subsp. ruderalis is the source of this 2753-nucleotide messenger RNA. Lineage: Eukaryota; Viridiplantae; Streptophyta; Marchantiopsida; Marchantiales; Marchantiaceae. The record is from the annotation of a GenBank genome assembly.